Molecule: messenger RNA, 1257 nt
Organism: Plasmodium gonderi
Lineage: Eukaryota; Apicomplexa; Aconoidasida; Haemosporida; Plasmodiidae
Exons: 10
Coding region: 1-1257 (418 amino acids)
Cellular component (GO): cilium
Source: RefSeq, a predicted model, not a curated record
AUGAGGAAAGAUGACAUUAAUCUUAAAGUAGAAUCAGUAGGAGUAAAAUCAAAAAAGCAACCAGUCUAUAUAUCAGAUAAUAAUGCAAAUCCUAAGAGACUCCUAAAAAUUACUGACAAGUUUUGCGGGAAAAAGGGAAAAGAAUACCCCAGCACAUCUGAACACAGUCUACCUAAAAUUGCUAUAAAAAGUGACAAAAGCAAGCCAAAACAUGCUGACAAUUUGGCGGAAAAAUCAGAAACAAAAAAAAAUAAUCCAAAAGAAAAGACAGAGAAUUUUAAAAAAACAUUAAAUAAAACAAAAGGAUAUAAUACCAACAGUACGUUUUACUCAAAAAGUGUAAAUGAAAAAAAUGUUACUGUGAACUCCAAAAAUGAACAUAGUUCAAAUUCUAAAGACAAGACACAAAAUAGGAAAUGUGAACCACAAUUCAUAAAAAUAAAAAGUCAUGAUAAUUACCUUAAUGACCUUUUAAAAAAACAAAAUAUACAUAUUCAAGCAGAAGAAUAUCAAAACGAUAUAAUAGUAAAAAAAAAUAUUGCUAGCUCUUCCAGUAGUCAAUCAGUACAUGAUAGUUCAAGUGAUGAAUUUCACACCUCGGAUAUUAUAGAACAAUUUAAAAAAAAAAAAAAGAGAGAAUUAGAAGCAGAAAAGAAAAAACUAAUCACAAGUAAAAAAAACAAGUUAAUAAAAAAGUUAACCUAUAAGGAUGUGGGGACACAAGUCAUUCUUGACGACUUCACUAAAUAUUACGAGAGAGUGAAGCCAAAAAUUGAACAAUUGGUUGAAGAUGUCCUAAAUCAAGCAUUAAAAAAGGUCUACGAGGAUCAAGAGUUAAGAAAAAUGCAAAACAAAAUUAACCAUUAUGAACAAAUCAGACAAAAGAAAUAUCAAUCCCUUAAAGAUUUCGAACAUAAUAGCGAAACGUUUUACGAAGAAACCAGACAAAAAAUAAAAGACAGAAUAGUUCUUAAAAAUAAAGUCGAAAUUAUAAUGAAAAAAAAAAUUGCCCACACUAGAGCCCAAAAAAAUAUGCAUCAUAUAAUUCAAAAAAACUUAAACUUUUAUUCGCUAAUAGAUUAUUUUCCAAACGAUAUUGAGAAAAUGGUAAAUUUGAUCGUACUCCCUUGGCUAGCAGACUUAAUUCUGUACUUGAUAAAGGUAAAAAGGGAAAUAGUCCAUUACGUCAUCACAGAUAUGAUAGAACAGAAUUUCACCUCUAGAUCGGAAAAUUUUGAGAGAUAUAAAAGGUUAUAA